AUGGAGAACCGUCCAGAAUCUGAAGAAGAAACACAAAAUAACAAUCAAGAAAAUUCUAAUGAUGGUAGUCUUCUUCGUCGUCUUAAUUCGUCAGUUUUAGGUCUUCGUUCAACUACAAAAUCAUUUCAACGUGAUCCGGAAACCUUUCGUACAGCAUUUAUACAUUCUGCAGCUAUUAUAUUUGUUUUAGUAUGUGGUGCAUGUGGUUUACUUGCAUAUCGCAUAUUAGAACCAUUUCUUCGUUGUAUAUUAUGGUCAAUAUUAGCUGGUGCAUUUUUAUUUCCUUUUAAAAAUCAUUUAACAUUAAAAACUCGACAUUUUCUACGUCAAUUAGAUACAGAUUCGCAUUUAUUAUUUUAUGGUUUACUUAUUUUAUUACCAUUACGUACAUUAGAUAGAACAAUUGAUUCAAUUUUUCCAUUUAUUAAGAAAAAAUGGAAAGAAUUAUUGAUAAUAUUUAUUUUUUUAUUAUCAAUUGAAUGGAUUCAAACUGACGUUGUUUAUCAUUGGUUAAUAACAAUUGAAUAUGAUUUUAUUAAUAAACUUGGAUCAAUUGUUCAUGUAUUUGAUUCAUUAUGGAUGACAACAGUUGUUAUUGCUUAUUUAAUAGCUGUUUUAACUAUUUAUGAUAGUUCAUCAUUAAUUAGAAUUUUAUUAAAUAUAUUAGCUAUACCAAUUUGGUUUAUAUUAUUGAUUUAUCUUUCACAAUUUCUUCCAGUUAAUUAUAGAUUAAUUGUAGUUAUUUUAUCGAUUAUUUUAACAAUUGUUGGUUUUAUAGUAGAUUUUAGAGAAAGAAUUGAUCAAAAUAUUGUUCGUAAGUUUAGAUUUUUAUUUUAUUUAAAUAAAAAUAAUCUUAUUAUAACUUAUAAAGAUGUUUAUUUUUAUUUUUUUCUAAAUUCAAGAAAUAUAUAAUAUAAAAAAGAUCUCACGUGAAUAAUAUCACCUUUUUCUAACUAUCAAUAACAUAUUAAAAAGAAAUAAUUACUCAAAGCAUUAACAUGUCAUUCACAUACUUUCUUUUUAUAUUCAAUAUUUAUCAUUGUCAAGUUAUUUUCGAUUUUAUUCUGUCAUAUGUACAUAGUGAUGAGCAUGACUAAUCGUUUUUAGUCUCGAUCAAAAAAAAAAAGAA
Rotaria sp. Silwood2 is the source of this 1129-nucleotide messenger RNA. The record is from the annotation of a GenBank genome assembly. NCBI's taxonomy places the organism in Eukaryota, Metazoa, Rotifera, Eurotatoria, Philodinida, Philodinidae.